Molecule: messenger RNA, 5702 nt
Organism: Sorex araneus (European shrew)
Lineage: Eukaryota; Metazoa; Chordata; Mammalia; Eulipotyphla; Soricidae
Gene: CHM
Product: CHM Rab escort protein
Exons: 15
Coding region: 132-2084 (650 amino acids)
Biological process (GO): vesicle-mediated transport; intracellular protein transport; small GTPase-mediated signal transduction
Cellular component (GO): Rab-protein geranylgeranyltransferase complex; cytoplasm; nucleus
Molecular function (GO): GDP-dissociation inhibitor activity
Source: RefSeq, a predicted model, not a curated record
GCCCCGGCGGUCCCGGCACGGAAAACUACACUACCCAGAAUGCACCGCGCAGCGGCCGCCCGCGGCCCAGGCGCUGGCUCACUUGAUCCCAUUGCCGGCGGCGGCGGUCACAUGACCCGCGUCCCGUCAAGAUGGCGGACAACCUCCCUUCGGAGUUCGAUGUGAUCGUAAUCGGGACGGGUUUGCCUGAGUCCAUCGUUGCAGCUGCAUGUUCAAGAAGUGGCCAGAGAGUUCUGCAUGUUGAUUCACGAAGCUACUAUGGAGGAAACUGGGCAAGUUUUAGCUUUUCAGGACUGCUUUCCUGGCUAAAGGAAUACCAGGAAAACAAUGACACUGGAAAUGAAAGUCUAGCAUGGCAAGAACAGAUCCUUGAAAAUGAAGACAUUAUAACUCUCAGCAGGCAGGACAAAACCAUUCAACAUGUGGAAGUAUUUUGUUAUGCCAGUCAGGAUUUAAAUGAAGAUGUUGAAGAAGUUGGUGCACUGCAGAAAAAUCACAGUUCUGUGAUAUCAGCAAGUUCCACAGAAGCUGCAGAUUCUGCCUGCUUGCCUAGAGAUGAUGAGUCAUCAAGCACUGCAAGCUGUGAAAUGCCCACAGAACCAACUCUAAGCCUUGAUCCAGGGAGUAUCCUCAAAGAAAAUGAUGUUCAAGUUCCAGAGGAGAAAGAUCAUUGUGAUGAUAAAACUUGUGUUUCAUCAACUUCAGAAGAGGAUACAAGCCAAACUAUGCCUGUAGCAGAAGAUGCCACAGAGCAACCAAAGAGAAACAGAAUUACUUAUUCACAAAUUAUUAAAGAAGGCAGAAGAUUUAAUAUUGAUUUGGUAUCAAAGGCUUUGUAUUCUCGGGGUUUGCUAAUUGAUCUUCUAAUCAAAUCUAAUGUCAGUCGAUAUGCAGAGUUCAAAAAUAUCACCAGGAUACUUGCAUUUCGAGAAGGAAGAGUGGAACAGGUUCCUUGUUCCCGAGCAGAUGUCUUUAACAGCAAACAACUGUCUAUGGUAGAAAAGCGCAUGUUAAUGAAGUUUCUUACAUUUUGUAUGGAGUAUGAGGAACAUCCCGAUGAAUAUCAAGCCUAUGAGAAGAUGACAUUUUCUGAAUAUUUAAAAACUCAAAACUUAACCCCCAAUCUCCAAUAUUUUGUCCUGCAUUCCAUUGCAAUGGCAUCAGAAACAGGCAGCAGUACCAUAGAUGGUCUCAAAGCUACCAAAAACUUCCUUCAGUGUCUUGGACGUUAUGGCAAUACUCCAUUCUUGUUUCCUUUAUAUGGCCAAGGAGAACUCCCUCAGUGUUUCUGCAGGAUGUGUGCUGUGUUUGGUGGAAUCUAUUGUCUUCGCCAUUCUGUUCAGUGCCUUGUUGUGGACAGAGAAUCAAGAAAAUGUAAAGCAAUCAUAGAUCAGUGUGGUCAGAGAAUAAUUUCUAAGCAUUUCCUUGUGGAAGACAGUUACUUUUCUGAGAACACAUGCUCACAUGUGCAAUACAGGCAGAUCUCCAGGGCAAUCCUGAUUACAGAUAGAUCUGUACUUAAAGCAGAUUCUGAUCAACAGAUUUCCAUUUUGACAGUACCAUCAGAGGAACCAGGAGCUUCUGCUGUUCGGAUCAUUGAGUUAUGUUCUUCAACAAUGACAUGCAUGAAAGGCACUUAUUUGGUCCAUUUGACCUGUGUGUCUUCGAAAACAGCAAGAGAAGAUUUAGAACCAGUUGUUCAGAAGUUAUUUGCUCCAUAUGCUGAAGUAGAAAUAGAAAAUGAAGAAGUAGAAAAACCAAGACUUCUGUGGGCUGUUUACUUUAAUAUGAGAGAUUCUUCAGACGUUAGCAGGAACUCCUACAAUGAUUUACCACCCAAUGUUUAUGUCUGCUCUGGCCCCGACUGUGGUUUAGGAAAUGAUCCUGCAGUCAAGCAGGCUGAAACAAUAUUCCAGCAAAUCUGCCCUAAUGAAGACUUCUGUCCACCCCCUCCAAAUCCUGAAGACAUUAUCCUUGAUGGAGAUAGUUUUCAGCCAGAAACUUCAGAAGCCAUACCAGACACCAACUCAAAGACUCCCAAGGAAAGUGUACAACUAGGAAACCCAGAAGAGUCCUCUGAAUAAUGCUUGCCAAACUGGAUACCCCAUUUUGAGCACUCACUCUUAGAAUCUUCUGAGAAAUGGAAGAACUAUGAAAAAUAUUAAAAAUGUCAGUUAGUUGACAUGCAGAAUUUCCAAGGAAAGAAGUUAUAGAAGUCCAAAAGGAUUUUCAUUGAAGAGGACAUUUUAAGAACACAAAUUACUUAUAAAGGACAUUGACUUGCUUUAAGAUACCAAACUUUUGUAAUUAUCAUACAAUAAUCACAGAUGGAUUGAGUCCCAUUAAGACUGAUAGUAAUAAAGCUAUGGAUAAGAAAAUAAUUCUGUGCAUUAAUAAUUCUGUUGUUUUAGAAUAACUUUUGCUUACCACUUUGUUCUUUGAGAGUCAUAUCUUCAAAAUUGGCCUACAUAUUUGCUUUGAUUUUUUGAAUUAUAUUUUCUUUAUGGGUAUGAGUAACAUGAUACAAAUUAUAAAAGCAUACAUAAAUGUAGCUGAGAAAACCAAAGUUUCACUGUAUAGGCAGAGCCUAUGUUUAUAAUAGUCUUUUUUUCUAUUGAAAAUUGUUUUGCAUUUUUAGAAGUAAAUUAUUAAUUCAUUACCUAUUUUUUAGUUUUAGUGAUAUUUGUGUAUAGAUUAUUUAUAUACAGGAAAGCUUAAUAAUGAAAUGAAAAAAAUGAGUGGAGAAAUUGGAUAGGUUGAUCAGUAUUUGGAAAUUCUAUAAAGUCAAAUAACUGAAGCACAAGCCUAACUGUCUAUGGAAAGUAUUCAUCCUGUACUACUGAUGAUUUUAGGCAAAUUAAAUAGUGCUGGGCUAUAAUUUAUCCACAUGUAAGGUAGAAAUAGUAAUAUUCUUCCUACUGUAUAGAAUUAUUUUGAAUAUAACUGCAAUGUCAUUGUAAAAAUAGUUUUUCUAAAAGUUAUUUAAGAAUUUCCCACAGACCUUGAAUGAAUAUUAAUAUGCAGAAAUAAUUGCUGAAUAGAUCACUCAUUUCAUUAAGCAUUGUUUAGUGAGUCCAAACCUAGCAGGGCUCAGGAGCUACUCCUGCCUCUGUGCUCAUCAGUCAUUCCUUGAGGUGCUCAGCGGACCUUAUGCAGUGCUGGGAUUGAAAUAAGUGUUGCCUAAACACAAGGCCUUAACACCUUUACUAUCUCUCUGUCCCUGCACUCAGAUUUUAAAAUUAAAAGUCCCAUUCAGAUUUUAAAAUUCAAUCUAUUAAAUCUAAUCUAGAGUUUUAUAGUCUUAGAGACCAAUACACAUAGUAACAUGGAAUUAUAGUCUUUGAAUCUUAAUAGGAAAACCCUUUAUAAAUUUUCUUAUAUUUUUUCGGGUAGGUAAACCUAAAACUUCCAAGGAAUCUGAAUAAGAUAUGGAAAUUGAUAAGCUGUUAUUUAAGGAUUUAGCCAAACAUCUUGGGGCUUCAAAUAGGCAUUAAAUCUAGUUCUGGUGAUGGUGUACGUGUUAAUUUUUCCCAAAUGCUAAGCUCUGAGAGCUGGAGAUAUGGCUCAGUUAUAGGGCAAUUAAUUGCCUUGCAUAUGAAAGGACUUGGGUUUGAUCCCUGUCAUUGAAAAAGUAAAGCUGAGGCCAGAGUGAUAGCACAGCGGGGGGUGGGGGUGUUUGCCUUGCAUGCCGCUGACCUGGGUUCUAUCCCUGGCAUGCCACAUGGUUCCCUGAGCACCGCCAGGAGUGAUUCCUGAAUGCAGAGCCAGAAGUACUCCUGAGCAUUGCUGGGUGUGACCAAAAAAUAAAGUUUAAAAAAAUAUAAAAAAGAGAAAAAGCUAAGCUCUGAGGGUUUCUUUCUUUUUGAACAUUCACUUACACUUGUUUAGAGAAAUAAAUAGAUUAGAAGUUUGUCUUGUAGUGUAGCCUGUAUUGUUUUCUAUUGUAACAUGGCUACAAUAGAAAGAAUAGUAAGAACAGUUCUUCCUCAAUAUUUUACUGCAGUUGGACUUUGAUAUCUUAAAAGAAACUGGCUGGCUGUAUCAGGUCAAUGACUCAUCGAAGAUAGAAAGAACCAAGUAAAUUUGCCAUUCCCUCGCCUUCACAGCUCCCUAUAGAUAAAUCAGACACCAGACAAAAAGAAAACAUUUCCAGCUUCUGAGACCGAUCCUACUGAGCCCAUUGUAGGACUCCUGUAGUUCUUACCCCCCUUCUCUUUGUUCCCCUUUUGUAAGAUACAAACCAGGUCUAGAAUCAUAUUAUAAUCCACUUUGUUAUUUUGAUUCAAGUUUUUCUUAAGUCAAAUCAUAUUUUUUAAAACCCAAUUUGGGUUUUAACAUACCUAAUGAGCACCGGGAUUUGGUUCAGCCUCUCAAUACCAGCAAUAAAAAACUCUCCACUCAUAUGAGUUUUGACGAACUGCAAUUGCAGUAAGUUGCACCAACUGUAUCUAAGACUAUUCAAAAAUAUGGUAUUUCGGUAUAUGGUAUUUUGGUGUAGUAUUACUUAUAGUUAAGGCCACCUGAAUGCGGCAUUCAUGUUUACCUAACUGCCAACCAAAGUAGUCCUAGAAAAAAGAAAAUCUGUAGCUAUCCACUAUAAUAUUGAACAAACUGGGAGGUACUCAGUAGUACUAUGACUGAUCCCAUAUUCUACCCAAUUUUUAUCCACUAUCCACCAUAAGAGUCUCCCUUACAAGUUAUGCAUUAAAUACUGCUGCAAUGUUUAGAACUUCGUGCAUAUGAUUAGCGAUGACUAAAAUAUCACACAGCUUGUUAAACUCGUGUUAAAGAACUUUAGAUCUCUCUUGUUGUCUUAGGAUGUAAUUGAAAUUAUUCUAAAAGUUUUUUAGCUAGCUUAAUUAUUACAAAUAAGUAUUUUUUCAUAGUGUCGUGUCAAAAAGUAGCAACUUGGUUUUGUUGUAAAACUGUAAGCCUGAAGUUGUAUACCUAAAGCAGAUUUUACUGAUUAAAAUUUUUUCAGGGGAGGGGGCUUUUGGGGGCCACACCCAGCAGUGCUAAACAUUCUUAUACUUGCCUCCCUGCUCAGAAAUGACCCCAGCUAUGCUUGGGAGACCAUAUGCGAUGCCAGGGAUCAAACUGGAGUAGGUUGCAUGCAAGGCAAGUGCCUUAUCUCCUGUAUUAUCUUUUACAGUACUUUAAAAUUUGAAUGUUGUUAUCAGUGAACUUUGUUUUGUCGUAAAAUGUUUAGUUAUGCAUGGUUCUUGUGAACUAAGUUAUAAUAUUGCUCAGUAAUCAAUAUGAAAACCAGUUACUAACCCUCUACCACUACUACCCUGAUUCUCAUUGGUAUGGCUUCCCAGAAUACCAUAUCUACAGACAUUUAAUUUAUAUUUUUUCCUAGGAAUAUUUAAGUUUGCCCCAUAUCAUAUGAUACUUAGUAGUCUAUCUUAAAAAAUGGCUAUUAAUCUGUUGUAGCCAUUGUCCUCAAGAAGACAGCCCUUGUCUAAAGCCCUAAAGAUUUUUUUAAUGUAAUUCAAUUGCUACAUAGAAAUGAUAUUUUAAAGCAGGGAUUAAACAAUUUUCUUAUAAAUAAGUUAUUUACUGAUGUUGGCAAUGGAUAAUUUUUCUCACAAGGUUAAUUUUGUUAUAUCUUAAAAAGCAUGAAUACAUGAUACUCGUAAUUUGUAUACUGUUACAUUAAGUUUUCAGGUAUAAUAAAUAAGUUUUUCCAAUGCCUUUUA